Nelumbo nucifera (sacred lotus) is the source of this 1275-nucleotide messenger RNA. Its product is annotated as ankyrin repeat-containing protein BDA1-like. Gene Ontology annotation, molecular function: protein binding. The record is from RefSeq and is a predicted model, not a curated record. Lineage: Eukaryota; Viridiplantae; Streptophyta; Magnoliopsida; Proteales; Nelumbonaceae.
AUGGAUCUGAAUAAUCAGAUAAUUGAAGCGGCUCAAGAGGGAAACGUAGAAAACAUAUAUAACUUACUUAGCGAUGAUCGUCAUAUACUUGAGGGAUUUGAUAGCAUGCCGUUUGUUGAUACUCCUUUACACAUAUCUGUUGAGGAGGGGCGCGUCUUCUUUUCUCUGGAAAUUGCAAACCUUAAGCCUUCGUUUGCUAGAAAGUUAAACAAGAAUGGUCUCAGUCCCAUCCACACGGCUUCUAGUAAAGGAAACUUGGAGAUUGUAAGGGGACUCUUAAGCAUUGAUAGUAGCCUCUGCCGCGUUAAGGGAAAAGGGAUGAUGACGCCUCUCCACUUUGCAACCAUAGAGAGGAAAAUCGACGUUAUGGGUGAAUUGAUCUCUACAUGCUCCCAAACAAUGGAGGACCUGACGGUAGAACAUAAGACCGCUCUUCACCUUUCAGUAGAAAAUGAAGAUUUUGGUUCUUUUGAAUUUUUGCUUGUUAAGCUUCAGCAGCUUCAGAMGGAAGAGCUCGUAAAUUGGGAGGACAACGAUGGAAACACGGUUUUGCACCUCGCAACAUCUCGACUGCAGCUCCAGAUGGUAAAGUUUCUACUAGAGGAUUUUUCUGGGCGGAAGAAGGUGAAUCUGAAUGUCAAGAACAAGAAUGGUAAUACGGCCUUACAGGAGCUACUACURUUGCAAAGUAAUGAAGUAAGUAGAGACAUUGAAAAUAUUCUCAGCCAUCAUGAAGCAACAAGUAUAUUUUCGGAGAUGAAAAAAUCAUUUGCGAAGAAAAGGGACUUCUUUAAGUACCGGAAAGGCAUAGAUCCACCAGGAGAAGUCAGAAAUGCAAUAUUGGUGGUUGUUACUUUGAUUGCAACAGCAACCUUUCAAGUUGGAAUCAACUUCCCAGGUGGUGUUUGGCAGGAUGACUUCAAUCCCGAUUACUCUACCCUCAAUUCCACAACUCUUGCAUCACAGAAACCACACGUGGCUGGAACAUCAAUUCUGGCUACUCGAUCCCUGCUGAUUUUCUAUCUGAUCCUAGUUUACAACACACUGGCGUUUUUACUGUCUAUAGUUCUGUUCUUUUACCUUACGAAACAAUUCCCUGCUCGAUUUGGACUCAUACUUGCCCUUUAUGGCAUGCUCCUCACAUAUUCAACAUCACUAUCUUCCAUCGCGCCGCCUGGGAGGCUUUCGACGCUACUAUGUGGUGAAAUUCUGAUUACAAUGUCUUUGAUAAUUUUCCUUGUGCUACUUUAUCUUCAUGAGAAGGGAACAUUGUAG